UCUGACAGAGAGGCUGAAUGUCUGCAGGACAUCCUUUUCUCUACUAACCACCAGCAGGGUUGGCAUACCAACACUCCGCUCCACACAGACAGGACCAGCAGGGUUGGCAGACCAACACUCCGCUCCACACAGACAGGACCAGCAGGGUUGGCAGACCAACACUCCGCUCCACACAGACAGGACGAGCAGGGUUGGCAUAUAGACGCACAGAGACCCACGCUCCGCUCCACACAGACAGGACGAGCAGGGUUGGCAUAUAGACGCACAGAGACCCACGCUCCGCUCCACACAGACAGGACGAGCAGGGUUGGCAUACCAACACUCCGCUCCACACAGACAGGACGAGCAGGGUUGCCAUAUAGACGCACAGAGACCCACGCUCCGCUCCACACAGACAGGACGAGCAGGGUUGCCAUAUAGACGCACAGAGACCCACGCUCCGCUCCACAGACAGGACGAGCAGGGUUGCCAUAUAGACGCACAGAGACCCACGCUCCGCUCCACACAGACAGGACGCGGUUUUCUAUAACUGGACUGAAAACAGCUUACAGAAAGCAACAUUGCAGAUCAUUGGAAGUCAGUAAAGUUAGUGACUCCUAGAGAGUUGCAUGUGGAACUGUUGUUUACGUGCGGAAGCAUCUUUAGGUUUAGGGGCCAAUUUUGCUUUGAAGUUUGCUCUCUCUUUUUUUUAUCUUACCUUGAAGGCAUCACUGAGAUAAGUCAUUAUUGAUACGGUGAGCAGAGCUAACUCACUCUAAAGGAGAAUACACAUUUGGGGUAGCCAUUUGGGCUAGCCUCUUGACUUUUUGGCCACCAUGUGGGAGUUCCGUUCCAUGUCGUUCUGGCGGGCGGUGUUCGCUGAGUUCUAUGGCACCAUGUUCUUUGUGUUCUUCGGUCUGGGGGCGGCUCUGCGCUGGACCACCGGGUCCCACAACGUUCUCCACGUGGCUUUCUGCUUCGGCCUGGCCGCUGCCACCCUCAUCCAGUCCAUCGGUCACAUCAGUGGUGGACACAUCAACCCGGCUGUCACCUUUGCCUACUUGAUUGGCUCCCAGAUGUCCCUGUUCCGCGCUGUCUUCUACAUCGUGGCCCAGUGUCUGGGGGCGCUGGCUGGGGCCGCUGUGCUCUACUCGGUCACCCCCAACAACAUGAGGGGCAACCUGGCACUCAACAUGCUGCAGCCAGGUAUCAGCCUGGGCAUGGCCACAACCGUGGAGGUGUUCCUCACCCUGCAGCUGGUUGUCUGCAUCUUCGCUGUGACCGACGAGAGGCGUAACGGACGCCUGGGCUCUGCCGCCCUGGCCAUCGGCUUCUCUGUUCUCAUAGGACAUCUGUUGGGGAUGUACUAUACUGGUACUGGAAUGAACCCUGCCAGGUCCUUCGCCCCCGCUGUGCUGGUCAGAAAAUUUGUCAACCACUGGGUGUACUGGGUGGGUCCGAUGAUUGGCGGUGCUAUGGGAGCUAUUAUCUAUGAUUUCAUGCUGUUCCCCCGCAUGCGCAGUCUCUCUGAGAGGAUGGCCAUCCUGAAGGGUACCAGGCCCCCAGAGACUGAGAGCCAGCAAGACGCCAGAGGAGAGCCCAUCGAGCUCAAGACUCAGGCCCUAUAAGCCUGGUGAAGAAGGUUGGCUUUCUGAACUCCAUAUUCCCCUAUUCUGUACACAAACCUCCUCUGAACCCUCAACCCUACCCAACACACAUACACACACAUUUCUCUUCCUCUCUAACCCACACACCCACAUAGUACACACAGACCACCACGACAACUCCACCUUUCUCACCCUCCUCAUCCUUGCUCUGCUGAUCCAGAAACAGUACAUGCUGAAUUACUGGGCAGCCAAAGCUCUAACCCUCCUCCGACCUGUGAACUAUGACCCCCCCCCCCCCCCCCCCCCCUUGGACUGCAGGACAAAGAUGGAGGGUAGUAAGAAGAGGACUUAGUGGCCACUGAAGAAAGCACCCUGCUUGCGGCCUGUUGUGUAGGGAGUGGGUCAGUCCUGGCUGACCAGGUGGCUGUAACUGCUCAGGACAGGGGCAUCUCUCUCUCUUCUUUUCUAUCUAUAUUUUGUAGUCUGCUAGGAGUGUAGCUACAGUAGAGCAGUGAACUUCAUGCUUUUCCCAUUUUUUUAUGAAACUUCUGGUACCUAAUGUGUAUGUUAUUAUUAUGCCCUUGAAGAAUUUCUAGGGAUUUUUUUCAACUCUAGUUAUAUUUUCAAGUCAUGCGUUGUGUUGUUUGUGCGUGUUUUAGGAGACCAUUGUUAUUAUUAUUAUUUUUUUCAUUAACAAUUCCUUUGUUCGUCAUCAUGCUGUUUUACAGUACGUAGUUUACCUUUAUUUAACUAGGCAAGUCAGUUAAGAACAAAUUCUUAUUUACAAUGACUACUACGGGGGAACAGUGGGUUGACUGUUCAGUGACAGAACAACAGAUUUGUACCUUGUUAGACUGCAGCCUAUUCUAAGGGAAAGAAGCAUCUUUUGUCCCCCUCUUCCUUCAAUGAAAGUUCUGAUUCAUUACUAGCAACAUAUUUAGAGUGCUCCCCUUUUGUCCAAAAGCCCUUCAAUUUUUAGCUGUCUUUUUAAAAAUGGUUCUGUCUAAUUGUAGACUGUCUCUUCUAGGGGAGCACAAACAGUCAGAUUUAUAUGAAAAUUAACACACACAAAAACUCAAUCUCCAUUUCUAUUUAAACACAUUAUCUUGAAAUUGUAUAUUAUUUUUCAUUUAGUAUUACUAAAUUCCACUUCUUUGACCUGAUGUCUCUCGUCAACUUUGACUUUUUACAGCCAUGAUAAGUGCCUGAAGACAUAAAAGGGUUUCUACUGUAUGCAGUUCAGUAUCAGUAUUAUCUGUGCCAGACUGUUAUGUUUUGCUCUGUUUCUGGAAUGCUGGGUUUUUUUUUUCAUUAAAGGUUUUGCUGUUACAGCGGUUUCAUGUACAGGCGUGUGAUAGCUGGAUUGGCUUUUAUUUUGUGUCAUUUUACUUAAUAACAAAAAAAAUCAAACUGGCUUUGUAGUGUUGAUUGUAGAUUCUUUCUUAUACAUAUCCUUUAAAUCUCUCUUCUGUCUCGGCCGGGGAGAGGUUCUCUUCUCUCUCUAGGAGGAGAGGUUAUUUUCUCUCUCUAGGAGGAUAGGUUCUCUUCUCUCUCCAGGUGGAGAGGUUCUCUUCUCUCUCUAGGAGGAGAGGUUCUUGUCUCUCUCUAGGAGAGAUUCCCGUCUCUCUAGGAGGAGAGAUUCUCGUCUCUCUAGGAGGAGAGGUUCUCAUCUUUCUUUAGGAGGAGAGGUUCUCAUCUCUCUCUAGGAGGAGAGGUUCUCUUCGCUCUCUAGGGGGAGAGGUUCUCGUCUCUCUCUAGCAGGAGAGUUUCUCUUCUCUCUCUAGGAAGAGAGGUUCUCUUCUCUCUCUAGGAGGAGAGGUUCGCUUCUCUCUCUAGGAGGAGAGGUUCUCUUCUCUCUCUAGGAAGAGAGGUUCUCUUCUCUCUCUAGGAGGAGAGGUUCUCAUCUCUCUCUAGGAGGAGAGUUUCUCUUCUCUCUCUAGGAGGAGAGGUUCUCUUCUCUUUCUAGGAGGAGAGGUUCUCAUCUGUCUCUAGGAGGAGAGGUUCUCUUCUCUCUCUAGGGGGAGAGGUUCUCAUCUCUCUCUAGGGGGAGAGGGGUCGGUUUAAGGUCUGUUUUUCCCUCCAAACUCAGGUUCUUAUAGCCUGGUUGCAGAUCUGUUUGUGCUAUGUUGCCAUUAAGUUAGCAAGACAUCACAAAUAGAUCUGAAACCAGGCUAUGGUUCUUAUACCUGGGGGGUAAAAACAGAAGAGGAUCGUGUUAACUGAGGCAACUAAAUGCUUUAGCUUUGUGUUACUGUCUGGGUGAGGAUGUGAGGUAAACUAAACGUUUACCCCCCCCCGACUCCUUGGUCCCCCUCUUCCCUCCAUUCCUGCUUUACCCCCCUACCUCCUCCCUCUGUUUACAAGACGGACAUUUUGUGUUCUGAUCUAAUGAUGACAGGACAGUUGAUGGGAUGGAGGGAGGGGUACUGCAUCGUUGAACCAGCUCAUUGUGCUAUUACACCCCCUUUCUGUUUCCACUGCUUGGUAGAGAAGUAAACUGAACCAGACAUGUAAACUGAUUCUCCUUUUUACAUUCACUUUUAUUCCGCUUGAUUCCCCCAGCGAUGGAUAUAAUAGGUUUCCUUACUUUUUAAAAUUCAAAUAAUGAUGCUUGUAUUCCAUUGAAAAGCUUUGUGAUGUACAGUGUACAAUUUUUUUUUUUUUUAAACUGGAUAGAUAGACAAUAUAAUUUCAAAGCUAUACAAUUUCUCCUCUUUGACCAUUUAGUUAUGAAAGGUAUGGGGAAAAUAUGUAAUAACCAUACGCUUAGAUCCUAUCAAGAACAUAUUAUAUACUUUAAUAAUCAGAGAAUCCUGGAUUUAUAAUUGUUAUGUUAAAAACUUCCUAAAAUUCA
This is a messenger RNA of Oncorhynchus kisutch (coho salmon), 4440 nucleotides long. RefSeq names its product lens fiber major intrinsic protein-like. Gene Ontology annotation, biological process: transmembrane transport; water transport. The transcript has 4 exons. Bases 816 to 1607 code for a protein of 263 amino acids. Lineage: Eukaryota; Metazoa; Chordata; Actinopteri; Salmoniformes; Salmonidae. The record is from RefSeq and is a predicted model, not a curated record. Gene Ontology annotation, molecular function: water channel activity. Gene Ontology annotation, cellular component: plasma membrane.